Messenger RNA from Alexandromys fortis (reed vole), 7959 nucleotides. It is a transcript of the gene Arsh, whose product is annotated as arylsulfatase family member H. The record is from RefSeq and is a predicted model, not a curated record. NCBI's taxonomy places the organism in Eukaryota, Metazoa, Chordata, Mammalia, Rodentia, Cricetidae. The transcript has 10 exons. Gene Ontology annotation, molecular function: arylsulfatase activity. The coding region runs from base 4537 to 6381 and encodes 614 amino acids.
AUCUGUACAAGUUAGCUUGGUGGUGAAGGAGCAGAACAAACUGCUUUUGACAAAGAACUCUAUUUUAGACAGGAACUAACUAGGCGACGGGGGAGGGUGAAUGCAGCCCAGCAAAGUCAUAAACAUUCCCAAGAAACUGCCAGCCCUGGUCAAAGUUACCCCACCAGGGUGUACAAACAACAUUGGUUUAUGUCUGCUUGCUUCAAACGUCCUUGUUGGUACUCGAUAAACUGCUAUUUUGUCUGUUUGAAAUUCCCCUAUACCCGAAACAACUAAUUCAAGUUGUAUACUUUUACCAAUCCCCAAACGCUAAGACUUGUGUGAUUUACAACUGUAUUUGAACAGUAAAGGCAUCUAUAUUUUGAAAUAAUAGUGAUGCACAGAUGCUGGUGAUGCUGAAAUGGGAACUAAUUGUGGGAGGAAGAUGUUCUGUUCACUGCCAAAGAUGUAAAUUCGCCUAUGCUUUUACAUUGAAAAAUUCAAUGUUAAAACUUGUAAGCUUGGAAAAAAGUCACCAGGCCGACUUUCUCAGCAAAACCUACUUAAAGGUGAAUUUCUUUUACAUAAACUUUCAAUAAAAUGUGUAAAGGGACAGGUCAGACUCUAACUGGCACCUUAAUGUUCUUUACGAAAGUUCUCCUGGACCUAGGACUCUCUCUAAGCCCCCCCCCCCCCAUCUUCUUUCCUUGUUGUCUUUCAAGUCUCCCAGACAUUGUUACUCUAUUCCUUAUUUCCUACUGCUUUUUGUAUUGGUGUCAGUUCUAAUAAAUCUCUUCACGUUCAAGUUAGAAAGUACCAAAAAGAUAACUAUAAUACACAGGCUUGAUGUGUAUUAAAGACUGAAGCAUAAAAAUAACCCUGAAAGUAGCAGUGGUUUCUCAUGUUUCAGUCUGCUGCAGCCAGUAGGUUAGCCUUGUGCACACCCACCAUUUCCUACAAGUCUGUCCCACCUCUUACAAGUUGAUUAUGUGAGAAAAUGAAAGUCUUUUAGGAAUUGUAAAUAUGACAUUUUAAUCCAUCACACUCUGGUGAUCUCAAGAAAAAUCAUACGCAGGCCCAUUCCAUCAUGCAUAAACUACUAGCAUGCACCAGGCCUCUUCCAUAAUACACAGGGCCCUUCUAGUAAUGCACCAGGCCCUGCCCAAAAAACAUAGACCUUCCCAUAAUACCCAGGGCCAUCCCAUCUUGCACCAGGCCCCUCCUAGCAUGCACCAGGCACCUCCUGUAAAGCAAGGCCCCUCUCAUAAUACACAGGCACAUCCCAUAAUACCUAAGUCCCUCCCAUCAUGCAUCAGGCUCCUCCCAACCUGUACCAGGCCCCUCCUAUAAUACACAAAUUACUCCCAUCAUGCAUCAGGCCCCUCCCAACCUGUACCAGGCCCCUCCUAUAAUACGCAAAGCACUCCCAGCAUGCAUCAGGCACCUCCUAUCAUACCCAGGUCCAUCUCAUCAUGUUCCAGGCCCCUUCUAGCAUGCAUCAGGCCCCUCCCUAUUUAUUCUUCAUUAAUUCUGGCUGAAAGUCCUCCAUGAUGCUGAUUGACAUGUGGGUAGCUGAGUUCCUGUGAGGCCAGUGGUUUAACCUCUGUGUAACCCCAGCUUCAUUCUUCCCAAGUUAUCAUUAAAACUCUCUUUUAAAGAAUCUGGAAGGGGAGGUUGCUGAGCCCAGACACCCUAAUUAGUAUGUAAUUAUGGUAAUGAGCUCAGAGGGAUACUUAAUUAUGCUAAUGUGACGGUAGGAUACUUAAUUAUGCUAAUGAAGGCAGACGUAACCAGAUAUGCUAAUGAGGCUCAGCCAGUGUCCCUGUCUGAUGGGAAAGGACUGUGUCCCCACAUAGGAGCCGCAGCAGGAGCUCAGGGUGAGUGCAGUCUGUUGGUUAUUCAGUUUAUUAUCACACUGCAGGGGUGGGGGGAGAGGGUCAAUGGUUCUCUGUGGCUCCUGAGCAGGGGGGACCCCAGAAUUGGGGGGAGAAUGUGAUAGCUGUUGAGGGUGUUUCAGGAGUGCUGUCUGCUCAGGAGCAGGAGCUAUCUGUCCCUCCAUCUGUCUGUCAUGAUAAGAAAUGGUGUGUUUGAUUGACAAGUGUGACUGGGUCCAGUCUUGAUAGCAAAUGAGAUACAUUUGAUUAACAGCUGUAACUGGAGUCCAAGUCAUGGUGGAAAACGAUGUGUGUUUGUUUCACAGCUGUGGCUGGGUUCAGGUCAUGAUUGGAAAUGUUUGAUUGACAGGAGUGACUUGAGUCUGGGUCAUGAUGGAAGUGAGUGUUUGAUUUAAAGGGGUGAAUGUGGUCUGGGUCAUGUUGGGAAAUCACCUGUGUUGAUUGGCAGAGAUGACUGGGGUCUGGGUCAUGAUGGGAGUUUGAUUGACAGGAGUGACUGGUGUCCAGGUUAUGAUGAAAAUGUCAUAUAUUUUAUUGACAGGAGUAUGUAAAUUUCUGUUUCUCUGUCUGAAUAUUCUCCUACGAUAAUGUGAGGGAAUCACAGAAAGUCAAGUAGUUUUCAUGUGACAUCAGGCAGGACCAACAAACCCCAUGUUUUUUUAUUGACCCUGCCCAACCCUGCCUGGUUGGCUAUGUAAUUGAGGCCACAGAGAGUGAUGAAAAAUUUAACAACUGUCCAAGUUCCCUUUGAACUUCAUUCUUGAUCACUAGCAACUCAGACUCCCGACACAUCACACAAUUACUAUAAAACAGCCAUGUCUAAGUAAUUGGGGUGACUGAGGUAACCCUGUGAUAUCAAAGACCCUGGAAGUAUAAAUACUGCUCAUGAUUCUGCCCCUACUACCCCUGGAAUUAUUUUUUAAUGAAGCCAUGGGCCUCUUUAUCAAAUUUCAGGAACUGAUAAGAGGGUCUAUGCAUUCACCUGGGCCUCUGGGCCCCUGGUAUUCUGGAAAUUAAUAAGGAAUCAGCAGUUAUAAUGGUUUUAGCCCAGGAUAUCCCACAUCCUUUGCUGUGUGUGCACAGGGUCUUCCUACUGUGUCUCUAUGGGCUCAUGCUUAAGUGAGGAUCUGUCACCUGGGGUGGGGUAAGGGAUAUUGGACCCUAGAGUCCAAUCACUGAGGAGGAGUCAUCCCCCCAGAGACUAUCUCUCACACCACAGCUGAUAUAAUAGCAUGAGCAUUUUAUUAAUUCUGUCAUGACAGGGUCUUUCAGCAUUCGGGAGGCUAGAAAGACCCAAAAUGGCUGGUACAGGCUAUUUUUAAAGGGAAAAACCACAGAAGCAAGAGGUGUCUAGGGAUUGUUCUUUAACUAUUAUGAUUGGCUUAUUUAAAAGGGUUAUUACCAAUAAUUGACUGUAGAGCGAUUGUCAGAUCACAUGAAGUAAGGGGAAACAUCUGAGGGUCACUUUGCCCCUUUCCCAGAGACUGAGUCAAAACAUCAAGUAGUAUGUGCAUGUGUAGUUGUUAACUGAGUCAACACCUAAGGGUUAUCUUGUCCCUAUUCAAUAACUGAGCUCUAUUUGGAGAACAUUCACAAGGACUCAGGGAGCUGAUGGAAAGUUCCCAACAUUUUAGUACGUGUGUGGGCAAUUGUUAGGUCCUUGGUUCCCAGGGGAGGGGGGAGCAUUACUGCUGAGACAGGGUUGUCAGAAAUGGUUUCAGAGUUCCAUGGGGAUACUGCAUAAGAGUCUGUGGAAGCGUCAGAGUGGGUGACAUUAGGGACGUGUUCUUCUUUUUCUCCACUGUGUAAUUCCCUGCUAUCCCAGCAUGCCUUGCAAUGGGUUGGGCAGUGCCACUCACUUCCCUUCUGUUUGAAUUUUUGUUAUAAAUGUGAACCAUUUCUUUCUAAAUGACAGGAGGGAGGUAUACGUUGAGAUUGCCCUCCAGAGCACUGUGGGAGACUGUGAGACAGCAGGGCAUCGUUGGAGCACAGGAUGGAGAGGAACAACAACAUGGGAGGAUGGAGUGGAGCAGGGUUUCAUGGGAGCAGGGGGUGGAUGAAGUGGCAUUAUGGGAGCACAUGCUGACACCCAGCUGCUGACAUCACAGUGCACAGGAAGUAAAGAGACCACUUUUUGUGUCCCUUUGAAGGAAAUGCACAUAAUUACUGUUAGGAAUUUUUCCUAACAUGAGCUCUCUGCUGAUGCAGAAAUCCCAAUCAAGUCAAAUCACAAUAAGCCAAAUUAGAAAUAUCCAGGUUUAAUGGGAUUCCUGUGCUCUCAGGUGGACCCAAGGGGGAACCUGGAAGCCGCAAAUGCGACCACCGCAGGGGGGACAUGAGUAAAGAUACCACCAGGAAACUUUCCACGGAAGCAGUUUAAAUAGAAUGAGGGCAUCUUGACCAUCCUCUGGGUGGGCACAGGAACAGGGCCUCCAAAGAUGGAGGCCAGAGACCAGGGCUUACAAUUACCAUCUAGGCUCCACCUUUUCUAAGUGGCCCUGUCUCCAACUACUGCCACUUGUUGGGAAACAGGUCACAUAAUGAGCUGCAAUUAAAAGUCAUGUCUUUUCCUGUAAACCUGAGAAAUAUCUCCUACUUGGCAUGAAAUAAGCCCCACCCUGGCGGUCCUGUUGACCUAAAAGUCUAUCAGAAUGAUGUCAGCAUGAUGACACAGCCAGGUCACAUUCAGGUGACAAGGGAUCGCACUUAUAUUUUUACAUUUAUUUUUGUGCUUUUCUUUCUAGUACAGAAGAAGAUGCAACCACAAAGCACACGGACCCUCUGCCUGUGGCUGUUCCUCUGCUUUGCUUUUGCAGACACACGUGGUGAGUUUGUGACUCGGAACUCCCGCCCCAACAUUGUGCUGCUCAUGGCCGAUGACCUUGGCGUGGGGGACCUAGGCUGCUACGGGAACACCUCUGUCAGCACUCCAAACAUUGACCGUCUGGCGAGCGAGGGCGUGAUGCUCACACAGCACCUGGCAGCUGCAUCUGUUUGUUCACCAAGCCGUGCAGCUUUCCUCACAGGGCGCUACCCUGUGCGCUCAGGCAUGGCGUCACCCAACAAUGUGUACCGUGAUGUCAUGUGGCUGGGCGGGUCGGGCGGACUCCCGAGCAAUGAGACGACUUUCGCCAAGAUGCUGCAACACAGGGGGUACCGCACAGGACUCAUAGGUAAGUGGCACCUGGGUAUGAGCUGUGCAUCUCGUGGCGACCACUGUGCACACCCGCUCAACCACGGCUUUGACUUCUUCUACGGGAUGCCACUGGGACUGCUGGGAGACUGCAGUGCUGGUGCCUGGCCGGAAGUGCACCGCAGGCUGCGAAUUCAGUUGUGGGUGACAUCAGCAGCGCUGGCCACCCUCCCCUUCCUGCUGUUGGUGCCCCGCCUGGCAGGCUGGUUUCCUGUCCCUUGGAUGCUCAUGGCCACUUCUGGAUUCCUGGCUGCACUUUUUUUCCUGUCCUGGUUCAGCAGCUACGGCUUCGUGCGCAGGUGGAACUGCAUAAUCAUGCGUGACCAUGAUGUCAUCCAGCAGCCAGCUGAUGAGGCACGGGCGGCAGGGUUGAUGCUGAGCGAGGCGCUGGCCUUCAUCGACAGGCACAAGCGCAGCCCAUUCCUGCUGUUCCUGUCCUUCCUACAUGUGCACACACCGUUGCCUACACGUGGAAAUUUCGUGGGUCGCAGCAAGUUUGGGGCAUACGGGGACAAUGUGGAGGAGCUAGACUGGAUGGUAGGGAAAGUCCUUGCUGCCCUGGACCGGGAGCGCCUGACCAAUCAGACCCUGGUUUACUUCACAUCAGACAAUGGUGGCCGCCUGGAGGCCGAGGAAGGCGGGGUCCGAGCUGGUGGCUGGAAUGGGGUCUACAGGGGAGGCAGUGGCAUGGGUGGCUGGGAGGGCGGAGUGCGUGUGCCUGGCAUCUUCAGGUGGCCUACAGUGCUGGAGGCAGGACGAGUCAUCGAGGAGCCCACGAGCCUCAUGGACCUGCUCCCCACACUAAGUCACGUGGGUGGCGGGAUCCUCCCCCAGGACAGAGUGAUUGAUGGCCAGAACCUGAUGCCAUUGCUGGAGGGCCAUGUGCAGCACUCGGACCAUGAGUUCCUGUUCCACUAUUGUGGCAUUUUCCUGCACAGCGUCCGGUGGCACCAGAGGGACUGCAACACUGUGUGGAAGGCCCAUUAUGUCACUCCCAAUGUCUCCCCGGAGGGCUCGGACAGCUGCCAAGGCGGUAGUGUAUGCGCAUGCUCUGGUGAUGUCACCCACCACGACCCACCCCUGCUCUUUGACAUCUCUCGAGACCCUGCAGAGUCACGACCGCUGAACCCCGACAACGAAGCUCUGUUCGAGACAGUGCUCAGCAAGAUGUCAGUGGCUAUGAGGAAGCACCGAGCCACCAUUACCCCCGCACCCCGCCAGCUCUCUGUCUUCAACGCCCUCUGGAAGCCCUGGCUGCAGCCUUGCUGCGGUGCCGCUUUCCCGCUCUGUGGCUGCACGGGGGAGGAUGCGUGAGCACGAUUUUCACCAAGGGCCAGGUGCUUCCCAUGAAGUGCUUCGUGAUGGCAAUGUGCUUGCCACACAGAGCUCACUGAGGGUGGUGUACGUCCCACGUGGUGUUCCCUGAUGGAGGAGUGCUUCCCCCAUGCAAUGUUCCAUGAUGGCAGGAUGAUCCCCAUGAGGUACUCACUGAUGGCAGGGUGCUCCCAGCAUGGUGCUCUACCAUUACUGAUGCUUCUCACACUGCUCACUGACCUUGAGGUACCCCCUACGUGUGCUUAUGAUGGUGGGCUGCUCACCACAUGGUGCUCCCUGAGAAUCUGUGCUCCCCAACAAUGUUCACUGACAACUGGAUGCUCCCCACAGUGCUUGCCAAGAGGGAUUGUCCUCACACAGUGCUCAUGGAGAACACCAUGCUCACCACGCGGUGCUCACUGAUGCAGGGGUGCUCACCAGGCAGUUUUCUCUAGAUGUUGAACUGAUGAUAGCUGGGCUCCUUACACAGUUCUCCCUGAUAGCGGUAGUGCUCCUUACAGAGUGAUCACUGACUCUUGCACUUACCACAUGGGUGCUCCUCCCAUUGUGCUCAAUGACAGCAGGUUGUUCUUCACACAAUCCUUCCUGAAAGUGGGAUGCUCUUCACAUAGUACUCCUUGACUGCUGGGGAGCUCCUUACCUGAUGCACCAUGAGAGCAGGGUGCUCCUCAGUUGGUACUCCCUGAGCAAGGUGUUUCUCACUUGGUAUUCUUCAUGCAAUGCUCCCUGAUAGUGGGUGCUCACACAGUACUUCUUGUCCAUCAUUUAUCCCUCAAAAUAUUUGAGUUAUCACCCUGUGCAUGACGACACAGGAGGCCCAUGCUUCAGUUUCUUCAGCAGGUCCUCCCUGUUUUCCUGAAAACAGAGAAGAUUCUACAGAUUGAGAGAUUUGUGUGUCAUUGUAAUAAAUUAGCAUAAAGUAUUGCAUAGUAAAUUAACAUACAAUUGUCAUAAUUAGAAUAAUUGGUCAUAUGUUAUAAAUGCCACCUGUGCUUUUUUUCUGACCCAUGCAGGGGGACUUAUGGGUAGAGAUGCAGAUGAUGAUGGUGGACACUCCCACAAACACAUUGUGAUACCAUCAAGUCUAAUACUGAGCCAAAGAACGGCGUUAUAAAGUCAUCUGCCCUCAGAGACUAACCAAAUACUGUUGUGAUGUCAUCAUGUCUCUCUCUGUCAGGAAGGCAACAGAAAUGUCAUGACAUCAAAUGGUAGAUAAUAACCAAGCAGCAUCAUGAUGUCAUCAUAUCUGAAAUGCUACAAAUGAACAGUCAAGUGACCCUAAAAAAGCAACCUGGAAGUGAAAAGAGUGACCCAGGGUCCUGCAGCAAAGCAUGAUGGGAGGUGCCUGAGUGCCCUCCAAGGAGACUCUAGACCAGUUUGCUGUCAGACAGAUCCUACUGGACUCUAGAGAUCGGUUUUGUCAUAGAUGACAUCACAUCCAACUUCCCAAGCCCCACUGUGGCCCCAGGGAUUUUGGGAGCAGCCUGAGGAAAUUUCCCAAUGAUUUAGGAUUUUUUUUUUUUUUUAGGGUGGGAAGGAGCGUGGAUGGUCCAAAUG